AUGGGUGUGUUCAUGGAGAAUAGUGGUCAACAGCACUGUUCCAACCAGGCCACGUUUCCCGAGGACCUGUUCGCGCUCAAGCAGCGCGAGGCGGCGGCCAUGACCCAGGCCGCCGCUGCACGGGGAGACUUUGACGCUCUCGACUUCAGCCGCCUCGCAGCACCCCCGAGCGAUGCCUAUGACAGCGCAUCCGACUCCGACGUCGCCAUCGACGUGGUCUCCGACUCCGACGCCCCCGCUCUGAGUCCUGCUCCCGAACGCAGCGGCUCUGAUGCAAAGCCCGGCGGCGGCGAAGACGAUAAGAAAGGCGGCACCAGCGCCGUGAAACCAGCUUACUCUUACAUAGCUCUCAUAACUAUGGCCAUCAUGCACGCCCCGCAAAGAAAACUCACUCUCAGUGGGAUCUGCGAGUUCAUCAUGAACCGGUUCCCGUAUUACAAAGAACGGUUCCCCGCUUGGCAGAAUUCCAUCCGACACAAUUUGUCCCUUAAUGACUGCUUCGUGAAGAUCCCGCGAGAGCCGGGAAAUCCUGGCAAGGGUAAUUACUGGACCCUGGAUCCGGCAGCCGAGGGCAUGUUCGACAAUGGCUCGUUUCUGCGGCGCCGGAAACGAUUCAAGCGCACCCAGCCGGAUGCGUACGUGGGACUGCCGCCGGCAUUUUGCAACCCUUACAUGUCAUCGCCGUUUUCCUUGUUGCCGCCGCUGAAUCCAGCCCUUAUGCCGCAUUUGUCCAUGUUGCCGCACGCGCAGGGCAAUCCGUACUUGCCGCUGCUGCCGAUGCAUCCGCCGCCGAUGCCGCCACCACCGCCGCAGUGCCACGGAGGCGUCGGUCCGCCAAUGCCGGGCAAGUUGCACUUUGCGGAAUUUUUGCACAAGCAUUCGAGCGCUCGUGGCGCCGCUGCGGCGGCAGCAGCAGCAGCAGUCGCUGCGGGGUCUUCUCUCGCGUCGCCGCGGGCGCUGCCGCGGAAACAAGGGUUUUCCGUGGAGAACCUCAUUGCGGAUCGUUUGGAACAGGGUGACUCGGGCGCCAAGCAGCCCAGCCCUCCGCCGCCACCGCAACAGGCGGCACUUCCGACAUCGCUGGAGCCCAGUGCCAACUCUGCCUUCUCGUCACUUCCGGUGCCCGCUGCGAGUCUUUGCGGGAAAAUGCCCAUGACUGGCGAGGAGUGUAUGAAGGCCUAUUAUCAAAAGUACCUGGACCUGUGCUUCCUUUCCAUUCGCAAUUCCCCGAACGUGGGCUCACCUUAA
Messenger RNA from Notodromas monacha, 1248 nucleotides. The record is from the annotation of a GenBank genome assembly. Lineage: Eukaryota; Metazoa; Arthropoda; Ostracoda; Podocopida; Cyprididae.